AUGCGAGAGGCAAGGCGACCAGCAGCCGCCAAAGCCUCUAGAGUCCAGAGUCCAUUCGUGACGAAGGCGUCGCGGGAGGAGGCAAAUAAAAUAAAAGUGUUACCAUGUCGAGCGCGGAAAAAGUGUUGGAGUGAUAUACUGAAUGGGACGCAAAGUGACCUUAAGGAGAGCAGAAUGAUCAGUGUCAUAGGGAAUUCGGUCGUGAGGUUCCUGACUGCGGUCACCUUGCCUCUCCUCCGCCUGAUCCUGCUGUUCGUGGUGCGGGAGGCCGGGGAAAGGGGGAACUAUGCUCUGAGCGGACAACUGCACGCGGACUAUGACUUCAUCGUCGUCGGCGCCGGGAGUGGCGGAAGUGUCAUGGCCUCCAGAUUAUCCGAGGUCGAGGGCUGGCGCGUGCUGGUGGUGGAGGCGGGCGGUCCUCCUCCUGCGGAAACCUUCCUGCCGGCGUUCGUGCCGUUCUUCUUCCUCCCUGGCCAUGACCUAGACUGGGACUACAACUCCACGCCUCAGAAGCACGGGCUGAAGAACUUUGAGAAUCGGAUGGCGCGCCUCCCCCAAGGGCGCGUGAUCGGCGGUACCUCGUCCAUCAACGGCCUGAUGUACGUGCGAGGAAACCGGCGCGACUUCGACCACUGGGCCUCCCUCGGGAACGCGGGCUGGGACUACCGGUCUGUGUUGCCGUAUUUCAUCAAGGCCGAAAAUUACUAUGGCAGCUUCCUGGGAGAGAAUGACAUUGCUCUGAUGACAGACAGUCUUGCUUUAGUUCGGUCAACCAGGUACUCGGCCUUCUUGAAGGAGAAGGUCCGGUGUAUCCAUACCCCAAGAUCGACUGGCAGACUGUUGCUGCUAGUUCUCGAAGAGAACUCGCACGCUAGUCUGUUUGCCUCUGCUCGAGGACAGUGGGCCAAGACAUUCUGGAAUGCCUGCCAGUCGGCCUUGUCUGUUUUCCAUCUUGGAUUUGGUCGUGGGACUUCGGCUGAGCCAGCAUCCAUGAGGUUUGAGGGGCCCCCUGACCAGAUGAAUCUCAACGGUAAGAGAUUGUCUCCGCACCAUCCAAAGACUAUUUCGCCACAGCGAGGGAGAGAAGUUAACUUCGAGGUGGUUCCAGUGGCGGGAUGGGAAGGCAGUGUCCUGUCUAGCAGUAGCUAUUAUGACAGAGGCACGGGAAGCGCGUGUGUAGGUGUAAACCCCUGCCACCCAAAGGCUGUUUCACCGCAGCGAGGGAAGAGGAGUCCUGCAGAUUUUCAAGGAAGCAUCUACAGCCCUCAGAAGCAGCCACCUAAAGGCUGGUUCACCACAGGGUCAGCCCUGAGCCCGUUCUCGUUUGUUGCUAUCAUGGACGAGUUAACUGAUGGGCCUUGGAAAGGAGCGCCGUGGUCUAGGAUGUUUGCAGACGACAUUGUGUUAUGUAGCGAUAGUAGAGGAGAAUGUUAUGAAGGCAUGAUUUCAGCAACACCUCAAGAUUACACUGUACCGCAUCCUCUCAAAUCGCCAGAUGUAAUUCCCACUGUGGGUGUUUGGGCGGCCAUGGGCAGAGACUUCCCAAGAUCAUACCUGCAGUCGUAUCGCGGACGGAGCGGGCCCUUGGCGGUGACCCCAGACUCUCCCGGACCCAUUUUUAAAGCCUUUGUCAGGGGUGGCCAGGAAUUGGGCUAUUCCAUGGUCGAUUACAACGGUCCUGAGCAGAUGGGUUUUGCAGUCAACCAGUACACAGUCGGCAAUGGCACGAGAGUGUCAUCAGCGGAGGGUUACCUGCGACCUGUCACCUCCAGACCUAAUUUGCAUGUUCUUCACAGCGCCACCGUCCAUAAAAUUAUCUUUGAUGAAGACAAGAGGGCCGUUGGUGUUCGCCUGCAGUACAGGGGAAAGAUGCUUACAAUUGGCGCACGUCGAGAAGUGAUCGUGUCUUCAGGUGCAAUAGGAUCGCCCAAAUUACUUCUGCUCUCCGGUGUGGGCCCCAGGACCCAUCUCCAGCAACAUCGGAUAAACGUUGUGGCGGACGUGCCGGGCGUCGGGCAGAACUUCCACGACCACGUAGACGUUAACGGUCUCACGUGGACAGUCCCGUUCGGAGCUAGUCCUCAAUCCCUUGGUCUUCUUGCGACCACAGACGUCUUCUCGCCUUCAUCUUUACAUGAAUUCAUUAAGUCCAGGAAAGGUCCACUGACUCGGAUACCGCUUGAAGUUUUCAAUGCUUGGGUGAAGGUAUCACGGGGAGGUGACCCUCUCUGGACAGACACGCAGAUUUUCUUCAAUGGAUUCACAGCAGGGACAGACUUUGGUCUGUUCUAUCCAUCACUCUGGGGCAUGGACAGAACUUUCAGUAAAGAAUAUUACAAAGAGAUCUUUGGUCGGGAGGGUUUCACUAUCAGACCAGUGCUUGUAAGACCAAAGAGCCGAGGGUCAGUCACUCUUCUCUCAAGUGACCCAACACGACCUCCAGCCAUUGACCCCAACUACCUGAGUCAUCCAGAUGAUGUGGCCACGCUCGUUAAUGGUAUAAAGUUUUCGUUAGCACUGGGCAACACAACUGAAUUUGCCAGAACCUACAGAGCAAGUUUCUUCAAUAAGCCUUUACGUGGUUGUGAAAACCUACCAGACGGGAGUGAUCAAUACUGGGCGUGUUAUGUACGUCACAUGGCCUCUACCUUUCUACACUAUGUUGGCUCCUGUAAAAUGGCACCGUCCUCAGAUCCUUUAGGUGUUGUGGAUAACAGACUAAGAGUUCGCGGAGUAAAGGGACUGCGUGUAGUGGAUGCUUCCGUCAUGCCCUCUGUUACCUCUGGGAAUACCUACGCACCAGUUAUUAUGAUUGCAGAAAAGGCUUCUGAUAUUGUUAAACAAGACUGGAAUCAACUAGCGUAGAUCUGAUCUUUGAUAUAAUAAGGUAUAAA
Molecule: messenger RNA, 2894 nt
Organism: Penaeus indicus
Lineage: Eukaryota; Metazoa; Arthropoda; Malacostraca; Decapoda; Penaeidae
Product: glucose dehydrogenase [FAD, quinone]-like
Exons: 23
Coding region: 1-2865 (954 amino acids)
Molecular function (GO): flavin adenine dinucleotide binding; oxidoreductase activity, acting on CH-OH group of donors
Source: RefSeq, a predicted model, not a curated record